AUGGCAGUCACAAACAUUGAACCGGGAUCUGCUUCAAUGCUGACCCGGGCCAUUGCCAUGGACCGUCGAAUUACAUUCAAGGCAGGACACGUAGUGGAUAGCUUAGGAUGUGACAACCGGUCACUGAUCUGGAGUAUGAGCCUUCGACCAUUGUGGCGCUCACUGGGCCCAGCAGUGCGGCCUGGACGUGUUUGUGCUGUGCUGCCACGGCUCGGGGCCGUCCGCGCUUUUGCGGACAGAAAAACAGGUACAGUCAAACUUUGGAACGAUCAGAAAGGUUUCGGCUUCAUCACGCCAUCAGAGGGUGGCGAGGACGUCUUUGUCCACCGGACGGGCAUCGCAGAGGGCGUUACACUUUCUCCUGGAUUGUCGGUGAGUUUUGCGCCAGAGUGGGACGACAAAAAGCGGAAGGACCGUGCUUCGGAUGUUCAGCUUGAAGCAGGUGGAGAAGGCAGCACACUUCCGGCUUCAGAUCAGCAAGGUUCAAAAGUUGCCGAUUCGCACCACAUCGUAGGAUCCUGGGAGAAAUGGAGCAUUCACAAAAAGGCGAUGGCUGGAGAAGAUUCCGUCUUCCGGCAGCAAGUUACCAUCAGAGAUGAUGCUCCCAAGGUUGGGGAGCUCAGGAGGGAGGAAUUCCAGAUUGUGGGCAAUGCCAGUUGGGAUAUCCGUCUUUAUCCUGGUGGUGGCGACAAACAGGAGGUCGUCGUGCUCAAGCCCGGUGGUCCAGGAUCCAAAGCAGCGACCGGAUCGAAGAGCAAGGGUCAUGGACGAAAUUGGGCCGUGGAAGGCCAGCCCGGCGACAAUAUUGACGUCACGCUGAACACUGACACGAUGAUGGUUUCAGCUGAGACCGUGGAGUGA
Symbiodinium necroappetens is the source of this 861-nucleotide messenger RNA. The record is from the annotation of a GenBank genome assembly. Lineage: Eukaryota; Dinophyceae; Suessiales; Symbiodiniaceae.